Molecule: messenger RNA, 1464 nt
Organism: Penicillium diatomitis
Lineage: Eukaryota; Fungi; Ascomycota; Eurotiomycetes; Eurotiales; Aspergillaceae
Exons: 2
Coding region: 1-1464 (487 amino acids)
Source: RefSeq, a predicted model, not a curated record
AUGCCUCCCCAACCAGGCGAGGAGCGUCUGCUGACAGUCUUCGCCGACAUUCAUUACUACUUCACUGCACCGACUGCGAAACCGUCGGAUCACCGUUUUGAGAAGGGAUCAUACCUUUACAUCUACUACGAUCCCUCCACCAGGAAGGCGAGGAUCGAAGUGGCCAACAAUCCUGGGACUCCGGAACAGGAUGCAUUCCAUGGCUCCCUAGACAGCGUGCAUAUCCAGCACGCGAGUCAUUUCCCGACUCGAUGCUCACUUACAGUUGAGGGAGUCUCUGGGUCGGUGCAGCAGCAGACUUCGCACUAUGACUGGCGCUUGCCGGGCAUCGAGCCGCGCAACGCACCUAGUGAUCUGCCUCGGAUACAUACCGUCGACAUUUACUUCUGGACGUUGGCCGAUGCCAACGAGUUCUUGGACGUGGUCGAACGCAUUCUGCUCCCCGCUCAGCUGAUGACGGAUCGGCCAAACGCGCAGAUGGACCAGCCGAUCAGUCCAGUGGUGCAGCAGCUCGAAAACAUCGCCGUCUCAGACCCGGCUUAUCAAAACGGCCAGACACCCAACUCUCGUUCAGACCAUCCUGUCAGGGCAAGCCAGGUGACCCAGCCUCUUUCAAUGACCCCGAGUUUCCCACCUCCGCCGCCUGGCGAGCCUUCCAACGGCCAAGCGAAUCCCGGAACCACUCAGCCUCUGCACGGAGAACAACGAAACUCGGCCAACUUCGCGCCCUUGCCAUAUAACCCAGCAGCGCCAGCAGCGCCCGAACCUAUCCAGCACCGCGACAAGACACCCCCGCCCGAAGAUGGCGCCAAUGGGACAGGCCUUGCGGCCGCAAUGGCAGCUGAUCACGGCGUUUCGUAUGCACCUUCCCAUCAGACCGUCAUCAACCAGGGUAAUAACUCGUUUGCACCCCCUCCCAUAUCAGCCUCGGCAAUGCAGUAUCCGGGAUUUUCUGCAACCGGCCCUACGGGUUAUGUCUCCCCGCCGCCGAGUGUUGGCCUCACUCACUCUAAUUCGUUCUCAUCCCAGCCGUCAAUGCACACGACAGAUCCUAGGUCCGGCUUUAUACAACAACACAGCCGAGGCCAGGCGUGGCAGAAUAGCGCAGUCCAAGGAACUACAUCAUUUGCCCCUCCUCCGCAAGAACCAAACGCACAUCUGUACUCUCAGGGUAUACAGGGUGGUCCACAGUCUCCCCAUCAGCAUCCCGGACAAGCGACCCCCUUGCCCGGUUACGUGGAAUAUUCAUACGGGCAGUCAUCUGUGUCGCGCCCGGUCUCAUCUGAAUACGACAUUCAUAACCAGUUGUACCGACCCACAGAGGCUGAAGCCAGUGGGCACGGGCAGAAGUAUGCGAAAAAGGCCAUGAAAUCCCCCGAACGGCCAAGGAAACUAGAGGACAAGGCAUUUAAAGCGGAGAGUGGGGUCAAUCGCUUCUUGAAGAAGUUGGAGAGAAAAUUAUAA